Messenger RNA from Tigriopus californicus, 1883 nucleotides. Its product is annotated as neo-calmodulin-like. NCBI's taxonomy places the organism in Eukaryota, Metazoa, Arthropoda, Copepoda, Harpacticoida, Harpacticidae. The coding region runs from base 1121 to 1684 and encodes 187 amino acids. Gene Ontology annotation, molecular function: enzyme regulator activity; calcium ion binding. The transcript has 3 exons. The record is from RefSeq and is a predicted model, not a curated record.
GGUUUUUCCUUUCACUACACUUGAUUAAGUCUUGAGUGUAUUUACAACCGCGGCAACGCAUUCGAUAAAGGUCACAGUUCGGCUUUCACGAGAAAAUGCAUCAAUAAACAACUCACAGAGAGCAAAGGGUCAAAGCUUUGAUACGGUCCAAUAAAAAACAAAAACCAAGGCCAUGAGGAAAAAAAAUCUUCGUUUCUGAGAAACUCUAUUGAGUCUCUGACCUUAUUUCAAGUGCAAUGAAACUGAUAGCGGGAAAGAACGCCAAAACGUGAAUGAUACAUAAAUAAGGAUCCACAAGUCAAGAAAUCUGGAACAAAGAAGCAAAAACGAUCCAACUCCACGGGGGUCAAUGAUAAGGGAUUGUCUCGGCAAGCCAUUCGAUUUCCAAUUGCACAACAAUCGAACCAAAUCAAACGAGAGGAGAUCAUUAGUCCCCCUUUGUUCUUGGAGCUCAAUUUUUGAGGGUGACGGGUCAUUUUUCUCGAUUCCUCAAGUGAGACAGAUCUCGAUCCCGUUUGGACCGCCCUUCGAUGCUUCCUUCACAUGGGUUCUUUUGACUCGAUCUUUCAAGGGGCCUCCUCGAGAGUGCGUUCCGUCCUCAUGCCAGUCACAGGGUUGCCAAGGCCCCUUUCAAUCCACAUCUCACCUCCCCCAUACUCUACUAUUUGCAAGAUUUACCCCACUUCUCAUCCCCUUAUACCUAAUUACGUUCAAUAUGACAAGUAUUGGAAUGCUAGUGAUAAUGGCCCGGCCAAUAAGUGCUUCAGGAUCCCUGCCUUGCUUGGGAUGUUUUGGAGCUCGCUCGUGGAACUUGGAACGCCCGGGCAAAGUGACGGAAAAGGGAGGCUCCGUCAUGCGAAAUCAUGUGUGGACCAUCAAAUCUACGACGAUGUAAGUCUCACUAUCCUCGUUCUCGUCCUCAUCAUCUUUUUCUUUGUGGUCUCAUCCAGUCUUGGCACAUUUCUCUUGGUUCGGUGAGUGGAACCAGUGGACGGGAUUAAUGUGAUCUUCAUCCAAAUAUCAGGCCACUGGAUUAUCAGUACACGUGUUAUCGUACGAGAAGCGAGAAAGAUAGAGAGUCUUGAGGCGGUAUCGAGUGGGCCCUCUGGUUCCUGGCAUCAUGUUGACGGAAGGGGACAUUGACAGUGUGAUUCAUAAGCUGGCUGAGCACGAUCUCCAGGUGACUUCAGAUGAGGUCUUGGAAUACCAUGAGGCCUUCAGUGAAUUUGAUCGAGACAAGAACCAGAACAUCUCCACCAGCGAAUUGGGAUGUGUCAUGCGAUCUUUGGGUGAAAAUCCCACGAGUAUGGAAUUGGAAGCGAUUAUCAACGAAUUCGAUGAAGACGGCAAUGGUACGAUUGAAUUCCCGGAGUUCUCCAUUAUGAUGGCCCGGAAGGCCAAGGAUCAGCAACAAAAAGAACACCUCCAUUGGCAGGAGACUUUCCGGGUGUUUACCACUCCCAGGGAAUAUCCUAAGACCCCCAAGGAGCUGCAGGAAGAGCAUCCAAUAGUGGAAAGGGUGUUGCCUAUUGAUGAAUUCAGAUAUGUCAUGAGCAGUUUGAACAUCAGUAGCCGACGAAUUGUUGACGCCAGUACCGUGGAUGAGAUGAUUGCGGCCGUUGAUGACGGCGAUGGAAAAUUGGACUUUAAAGAAUUUGUGGAGCUUAUUCAAAAAAGAUGUUAAAACAAAAAAAAACAAAUCAUCGGGGCGUAAUGGCCUGCCCUGGUAGGCAUCUUUCCAAAGCCUCAAAUUUACCUUGAAAAAGGGGUUGUAUUUUUGGCAAAACAUCUGUUUUCAGUUGAUGAAAUUGCCAAAAAGACGUUUUUGGCCCCUUUAUUUCAUAGUAUGUUUAGAUUAUGAUCUGAAUAAAUUUCAAGUCUUC